Molecule: messenger RNA, 3162 nt
Organism: Chiloscyllium plagiosum (whitespotted bambooshark)
Lineage: Eukaryota; Metazoa; Chordata; Chondrichthyes; Orectolobiformes; Hemiscylliidae
Product: adhesion G protein-coupled receptor F2-like
Biological process (GO): adenylate cyclase-activating G protein-coupled receptor signaling pathway; cell surface receptor signaling pathway
Cellular component (GO): membrane
Molecular function (GO): G protein-coupled receptor activity
Source: RefSeq, a predicted model, not a curated record
UCAAAACUUGCCAGCGAUCCUCACACUGGGCAAGAACAGCUUUGAUAUAAACCGAAUCAGCCUUUCUCUCGGAGGAAAAUCAAAGUUUGAUCCAUAUUUCUAUGGUUGUAGACAUUAGCAGUGAUGCUUCAAUAUCAGAUUGUAUUACCCAGCCUGCUGCUGUUGCUCAUCAGUCAACGGGCAGAAUUUGAUUGUAGGUCACAUAGUUCAAAUUCUUCCUUUCUGGCAGACGAUCCUUCCUUAAAAGAAGAUAGUAAUAAUAAUUUUCUUCGCAAUGUUUAUCAACAAUUGGGAUACAAGCUGGACAUUGUACUAGAGAAAACAGAAGCUGAAAUUAGUGAUAGUGAUCUGAAAUAUUUAUUGGAACAUACAGUGUAUCCCAUUAAUUUGCAAUUUGAAUUCAGCACAAUUAAUAUUCACAACAUCAUCCCAACAACAGUUUGUCAGAUUAUGAACAAUGAAACUCAGUGCAUGUGUGAGAAUGGAUUUACUUGGAACUCAACAUUUUGUAGUAAAUACAAGUCCUGCUGUGAGAAUGUCACAGAGGGUCAGAGGUGUGACUGCAUCAGAGGUGAACCAAUAGAAGGGACAUACUGCGAGCCCACAUACGUGGUGACAACCCCCACACCAAGCACUGUGUCCACAUCUACAACACCAACAGCAGCAGCAACAACAGCAGCAGCAACAACAACCUUGCAAAGUAACUUAAGAAAAAACUUUGCGUUCAGAAUCUUCAACCUGACCUUCACAGAUGAACUAAGCCAGGCCUCCUCAACCUUGUUUAAAAGUCACUCAAGAACAUUCCAGGGGUUGCUGCAAACAGCCUACAGAAAUGUACAACGUGAUGCAACAGUGAACAUUCUAGGAUUCACCAAUGGAAGUGUAAUUGUACUCCAUCAAGUCAUCUCUGAAGAGCCUUUAACUAAAAAUAUCGAGAAAGUUAGAGAAAAUGUGAGAAAUGCUUUUUCUCCAAAUUACACAAUAGAGUGGUUACAGGAUGAUGAAAUACCGUGCUUUCACGAAACUUAUGGCAUAACAAAUUACAAUACCUGCGUGGAAGUCCCCUGUGAAAAUAAGACAGGAAUCAUGAAAAUUAGAUGUGGAAAGAAUGGAAUGUAUAAACUAGAUUUUUGUAUAUCUGAAGAAAUCUACAAAAUUCUUGAGGUGACAAAAGGCUCAAAUUUAGAAGACAUUUUUUCCAGUCUUCUUCGGAAUUUAUCCAUUGCUGUUACUGAGGUCAACGUAAACACUGCUGGAAAUAUCCAAGCUGUGGUUGACAUAUUGACAAGUAUUUCAAAUCUAGGUGUCAAUGUUACGGAAACAGACAUGACGCAUUUCUUGAAAACAGUAAGCGAAGUUCUCUCUUCUCAAUCAAUAGAAGCUUGGAGGAAUAUUACAGCUGUAAAUGGCCACAGCGCUAGUUCCCAAUUAUUAAAGUCAGUGGAAAAUUUUAAUAUACACUUCAGAAUGCAGAAUGACACAUUUAUCAAGACAGAAAUAAACCUUGUCUUCAAAGCCUAUAGAAAUCGCAGACGGUUUAUUGAUGAAACCUUUCAUAAUAUCUCUGCAGAAUAUUCCAAUUUAAGUGCGAAUGUAUUCAUUUCCUCAGACGAGUUUAAAGAUAAGCCAAAUGCCACAGUCAUUAUUGUUGCGUAUCCAGUAUGGAUUGAUAUUUUACCCAAUACCACAACUUUUGAUGGAAAUUUUUUGAUUAAUAGUCUCGUCCUGACAUUAAACAUUAGUAAACCUAUUAACGUCAAGAUGACCUUCUCACCAAGAAAUCGCACACUAGAUUUCAACACUGCAGUGUGUGGCUUUUGGGAUUUUACAGGCAGGGGUGCAUGGAAUGAUACUGGCUGUAAGUCUGAAAUCAACGAAGAAAAUAUAACAUGUCACUGUGACCAUUUCACAUCCUUUUCAAUUUUAAUGUCCCCUGAUACCAAAGACAGCCCUGCUUUGAAUUAUAUCACCAGUAUCGGAGUUGCCAUCUCAAUCGGAAGUUUACUAAUCACUAUUAUUAUAGAAGCCAUAGUGUGGAAGCAUGUGACCAAAAAUAAAACCUCAUACAUUCGCCAUGUUGGAAUUCUGAAUAUUGCAGUAAAUCUGCUGGUCGCUGACGUAUGGUUCAUUGUGGCUUCAGCUGUAGAACCAGGAACACGGGCUUGCACAGCUGCUACUUUCUUCAUUCAUUUUUUCUAUCUUGCCUUAUUCUUCUGGAUGUUAACCCUGGGCCUGCUGCUUGCCUAUCGUUUACUAUUCCCUUUCCAUGAUCUCAGCAGAUCAGUUAUGAUGGGAAUAUCAUUUGCCGUUGGUUACCUGCCUCCAUUGAUAAUCUCGAUCAUCACAAUCGGAGUUACCUUUCCAAGAAACAGUUACACCAGAGAAGGUGCCUGCUGGCUCGGCUGGGAGACCGAAUACCCUCUGCUUGCAUUUGUUAUACCUGCAUUGGUUAUAAUCGCAAUCAAUGUCAUCAUUUUGUUUAUAGUCAUUUUUAAGUUGCUGCGACCAACAAUUGGGGAUAGAUCCAGAGCCAAUAAUCAGGAGAGAGAAAUGUUCAAACGGAUCGUGAGAAGUGUUGCUGUGCUAACCCCAAUCCUUGGACUCACCUGGGCAUUUGGAAUACCAACCUUUCAACAAGGUUCCCCUGUUGCUUUCCAUUAUAUAUUUACAAUUCUCAAUGCUUUUCAGGGAUUCUUCAUUUUGGUCUUCGGGACAUUCAUGGAUAAUAAGGUACGAGAAGCCUUGCUGAAGAAGAUUUCAAUGGGAGGAUUUUCUUCCAUAGCUAAGUUACCAUCAAGUUCGUCUGGUGCAAAGCCUUCCUCAACACCUCAUCAUUCAUUUCGUUCUAGAAAGAAAAACUACAAUAUAAGUGAUCAACUGCACUUCAUUAACAAUACACCAUCUCCAAGCUCUCUAUUCUGAAUUAACUGCCGGAACUCAAUACAUAGAUUCUGCAUCUCUUUAGAUAAUGAAGAUAUUUGAAGAAAAAAAACAUUUGCACCAUAAAAGACAAACUUCAGAAUUUAUACAAGAAGAAAUUGUUUUUGCUGUUAAAAAUACGUAAAACCUUGUGACAAUGAAUAUGAACAGACAGUAUUUGAUUUAUGAUUUGGAGAUGCCGGUGUUGGACUGGGGUGUACAAAGUUAAAAAUCACACAACAC